AUGCGUUGUGCCGGGUUGGCAUUCCUGCUGGCGUUGUUUAUGGUGCCCGAGCCUGUUCCGGCGUGGAGAGCAGACGUCGUGAAAUUAUGGGCGACGGAUUUGGGCGAGGAUCUAUGGAAAUUAAGCGAGUCGCUCACAAAAUCGGAUCAAAUCCGAAUAAAAUACAAACAAAUGAACGCGAGCGUGAAGAAGAAAGAUGGCAAACAAAUUUUGGAAUCGUCGUUGAGAUCUGUCAGUACGAUGCUCACAAGAAAAAUAAACGCUGUCAAGUGCAUACACCGAACAGCGGAGCGGUUGGCGCGCGAAUUCAAUUAUUCGGUCAUAAACGAGCAUUACCCAUUCAAAUACUGCUCGGCUAAAUACUCGGAGUUCUACAAAGAGGGUGAAACAGAGCCCAUCGAACCGAAUGUUGUGCCAAUUUUCGCAAGGAACAAAACGCACUACAUGAAAGUAACGCUGGAGAAGGACUCGCACUUUUACGAUAUAAACGUAAACACGAACCUGAGCUGUGUACAUGUACCUACAAAUAUAUUUUACAAAGAAGAAGAAGCUUUAAAAGCUAUUUUAUGGUCGAAAGAUUUGAACGAUAUUUUUAUAAAUAACUAUAAGUCGGAUCCUUCAUUGUCGUGGCAGUACUUUGGAAGCUCCAGCGGUAUAAUGCGCUUCUAUCCCGGAAUGCCGUGGAAUAUGGAGAAAAUUGAUACGUACGAUUGCAGGGUACAGUCUUGGUACAUCGAAGCGGCAACUUGCUCUAAAGAUGUUAUAAUACUGUUCGACGUGUCGGGUUCAAUGACCGGAUUCAAAAAUUACGUAGCGAGGAGCACCUUAAAGUCUUUAUUAGACACGCUGUCGAAUAACGAUUAUGUUAACGUAUUUACAUUUAAGAAUAAGGUAGCUGAAGUAGUUAAAUGUUUCGAAGGGCUCGUGCAAGCUACUCUAGAGAAUAAAAAGACAAUUACCAACACCUUGGAGCCAACAGAAGACGAGAAGAAACACAAAGUGCCUUUAGAAGGUAACGCCAACCUCACAAUGGCCUAUAUAACUGCAUUUACUACGUUGAAAGAGAAACGACAACACUGCAACGUCACCAGCACCCAGGGAUGCAACCAACUAGUGAUGGUGAUAACGGACUACGUGCCUGGCAACUUGACCGAAGUGUUCGAAGAGUACAACCGAGAGGUGGUUGAUGGGAAGACUUAUAUACCCGUGAGGGUGUUCACCUACUUGAUAGGGAAGGAGGUCACCAACGUACGCGAGAUACAAUGGAUGGCGUGCUUAAACAGGGGGUACUUCGUCCACAUCCAUUCGGUGGAGGAAGUGCAGCAGCAAGUGUUGAAGUACAUCAACGUGAUUGCGCGCCCCAUGAUCCUGGAGGGCAGGGAGCCGCCGCCGACUUGGACUCAUGCCACGAUCGAUUACACGAGAACCAAAGAGUGGAACGUUAGCAUCGAUGCAGACGCUCCUGACGAGGACAAGCUGGUGACGUCCGUAGCUAUUCCGGCAUUCGACUACAAAUACAACGAAGAACACAAUGACGCUAUAUUGCUGGGAGUGGCUGGUACGGAUGUACCGAUCGAUAGUAUAGCGAAGUUGGCGCAGCCCCACCAGCUCGGCGUCAACGGAUAUUCGUUUAUAGUGAGCAAUAAUGGAUAUUUACUCCUGCAUCCGCUGUUAAUUACGUCCAUAAACAGCAUCUUGCAAACGAACUACAACAGUGUGGAUUUCGUGGAAGUGGAACAGGUCGACGAUGGAAAGGGCCCGCGGGAGCUUGGCGAGGAGAUAAAAUCGCUGAGGGAACAUCUUGUUAAUGGAGAUGAAGGCAAGCAGACCGAAGUGAAGGUGUUAUUUCAUUACGACAACAUGAGGCGGAUAGCGCGUGUUAAGCAUGACUAUUUCUUUAACAAGCUUGUGGGGACACCAUUUUCUAUGGGCAUCUCACUACCUGGAGGUUAUGGUGACACUGAGUUGUUACUUAAAGAUAAUCCUCUCGAAGCGAAGCAGGGCCUAGAGGUGACCGGAAUUAACGUCACCAGUUACUUCAAUUUCAGUUACAGGGUACAUCCUGAUUGGGUUUAUUGUAAAUAUCAUUAUCUGGAAGGUCACGAGUCUGAAAAUGCCGAAAUUGAAAUGUUCAAGUUCUUAGUAAAUAUCUCAAAGAACGAGCUUAAUAUUACGAAGACACAAUAUCGCGACGACUUCGAGAGUACUUCAUUUGAUUUCGAAAAGCACUGCGGCGAUGAGAGAGAGCAGCUUGGCAAGGACGAUUACUAUUGCAACGAGGAUCUGGUGAAACAGCUGGUAUUCGACGCCAAGCUCACCACGCCCUAUUUCGCCACGUGGCGUGCCACAGACGAGGAAAGGAAACUAGCUAAUGAGUACAAUGUCAGUGUGCGGUUCAUAGCAACGUCGAGUGGACUUACUCGAUGGCACUACAUCAACGAUGAUUCGAAGAAUGAGAAGGUCACAGAGCAAGGAGAGAAGAGCAGGAGCUUUAGUGGCAAGGUGUUCGGUGACCUUUACCCGAAGGCGAUCGAGGAGACCUGGUACAAAGCGGCCGUGCUGCAGGACCUGAUCAACAAGGAGUCGCUGGUGGUGGCCACCAAGCUGCCAGUUUUGGACACGACCAUCGCCAACACCACCGUAGAGGAUGAGACCGGGGACAUUACCAUCACCGCGACCUACGCCAUAUUCUAUAAGGACGGCAAUUCGGAAACGCCCGCGUCCGUGGUCGGCUUCCAAUUCGUCUACUCCGGUUUCUACAAGAAGUUCUUGGAGAUUACGAACACGACCAGUGAAUUUUCUUGCGAUUCCGACACCUACGACUGCUACGUCAUAGAUAGUUCAGGGUACAUUGUUUUGGCAAGGGCCAAAACCGACGUUGGUAAAUUUUUUGGCGCCGUCCACCCUCACAUAAUCCAAUCGUUUAUAGAAAAGCAUAUUUUUGAACAUGUAGAAGUAUUCAAUUACCAAGCACUUUGUCCAGUGUCUGCUUUGCCCAAUACCGAAAGCAAUGCUUGGAUGUUCGGCACGCCUUUCAACGCAGCAAAGAAUUUUGUUAACUGGCUGAUAACCGAAUUAGCUUUACUCCUGUUUGAUAUUGGUAAUUGGCAGCGAAAUGUUUAUGUUGCCAGUGAAGAGGAAGACACGACGACCCCGCCGCCGCUGGCCAACGACACGGCGAAGACCGCCCAGGUGAACAGCAGCCUGUUCUCGUGCGACCACCGCAUCAGCCUGUACAUACUGAACCAGUCGUAUUUCCUCGACUCGAUGGGGCCGUCGCCGGUGGUGUCGGAGGACGAGGAGGGCGGCUGCCACCCGCCGUACUGGGCGUCGCUGGUGACGAAGACCAACCUGCUGCUGGUGGUGGUCGAGCGGGGCCCGUGGUACUUCGGGGACGGCUGCGAAAGGCCGCCCGACACGCGGCCGGUGGCCACAACGGACUCGACCACGAGCCGCGAGCCCUGCCACAAGCUGGAGUUGGGCCAGCUGCCGCGGCGCCGCCUCGAAGACUGCUUCACAUACCACGAUAAGGAAAGAAACAUAACAGCCUGCGGAUUGGGCAGCAUAGCUUGCGUGAAUCCGCUGGCCUUCACUGUAUCGGCUGCCGCCCUGUUAACCGCCGCAUUACUAAUACAA
Molecule: messenger RNA, 3636 nt
Organism: Iphiclides podalirius (scarce swallowtail)
Lineage: Eukaryota; Metazoa; Arthropoda; Insecta; Lepidoptera; Papilionidae
Source: the annotation of a GenBank genome assembly